Nestor notabilis (Kea) is the source of this 1014-nucleotide messenger RNA. Its product is annotated as adenosine receptor A3-like. Gene Ontology annotation, cellular component: synapse; membrane; dendrite. Gene Ontology annotation, biological process: G protein-coupled adenosine receptor signaling pathway. Bases 1 to 1014 code for a protein of 337 amino acids. Gene Ontology annotation, molecular function: G protein-coupled adenosine receptor activity. The record is from RefSeq and is a predicted model, not a curated record. NCBI's taxonomy places the organism in Eukaryota, Metazoa, Chordata, Aves, Psittaciformes, Psittacidae. The transcript has 2 exons.
AUGCUGAACACCAGCCAGGAGCUGCACACCAGGCAGGAGCUGAACAGCCUGCAUGGCAUUUAUAUCGGUACAGAGUGCUUGGUUGCUGUCUCUGCCACUUUGGGAAACAUCCUGGUCAUCUGGGUGGUGAAGAUGAACUCGGCGUUUCAGAACACGACUCUGCACUUCAUUGGUUCUCUGGCGCUGGCUGACAUCGCGAUGGGGAUCCUCGUCAUGCCCCUGGCCAUCGUGGUGAGCCUAGGCAUCAGCACCCACUUCUACACCUGCCUGGCCAUGUGCUGCCUGAUGGUGGCUUUCAGUAACGUGUCCAUCCUCUCCCUCCUGGCCAUCGCCAUUGACAGGUACCUGCGAGUGAAGCUGCCAACCAGAUAUAAAAUAAUCACUACAGAGAAAAGAGUUUGGUGGGCACUGGGUUUGUGCUGGUUUCUGUCCCUGCUCAUAGGAUUAGUCCCCAUGUUUGGGUGGAACAAGGCAGAAGCAAGAACGUCAGAGUUUCUCAGGUGUCAGUUUCUCUCUGUGAUCAGGAUGGAUUACAUGGUAUAUCUUACAUUCUUCACAUGGACCCUUGUCCCUCUGCUUGUCAUGCGUGCUCUGUACAUUAAAAUCUUCUACAUCAUCCGGACAAAGCUGAGUCAAGGUACAACCAGCACGAGAGGGACAGGAGGGUUUUAUGGACGGGAAUUCAAGACAGCCAAAUCUCUAGCACUUGUUCUCUUCCUGUUUGCAAUAUCCUGGUUGCCUCUGUGCGUUAUAAACUGUGUCUCCUAUUUUUACCCCAAGUCUCAGAUCCCCGAGGUUUUGAUGUACUUGGGUAUCCUGUUAUCCCAUGCCAAUUCUGCCAUGAACCCCAUUGUCUAUGCUUGCAAGAUAAAGAAGUUCAAGAACACAUACCUUUUAAUUUUAAGGACGUAUAUCCUGUGCAAAAAAGCUAGAGCCAGCUCUGACAGAGCAAACAACAGAACAACAGUCAUAAAUCAAGAAGUGCUGACCUGCCGGUAUACACCAGACCACUGA